Molecule: messenger RNA, 1807 nt
Organism: Diospyros lotus (date-plum)
Lineage: Eukaryota; Viridiplantae; Streptophyta; Magnoliopsida; Ericales; Ebenaceae
Exons: 8
Coding region: 209-1018 (269 amino acids)
Source: RefSeq, a predicted model, not a curated record
UCUCGCGCUUCUAUUUCUCUCGCUCUCUAGCAGAUCCCUUUCCAGACACCUUCCGGCAGGUUGUGAGUUGGGUCGAAAGGACCCCAGAUUCGGAUUCAACAAGUCACGUGUCAUCUUCUCGAGCAGUACGUGGCUGCUUACUUGCCUGCCAGUCGGCGGCGCAUGGACUUGCAGGCGGCGGCACGUGGAGGCCGAGAAUCCAAUAGUUAUGGCUCAAGGUGCGGUGGGUUUGCAAUUUUAUCCAAAUUCGUGUUCUUUAAUGAUUCGAAAAUUGGUUCAAUGGAGACACAACAGCUUCCUCACCCCUUUCUGCACUCUAUCUCUCUUUGCCAAAUCAACUGAACAAAGCCAAGUUGCUACUACUUCAGCCUCCAAAGUUGCCCAUCACUUGCCUUUUUCUGGUUUAGUGCUGGAUGAUAUUUUUGUUGGGUAUCUUUUUGGCAAGAAAAAGACCACUGAAGUUGCUCAUUUGGUAUGGAGGCAGGUCAUCCAAAAAGGUGACACACUUGUUGAUGCCACUUGUGGCAAUGGUUAUGAUACCUUAGCAAUGGCCAAGAUGAUUGUUGAUAGCUCAUAUAAUGGUCAUGUAUGUUCCAUGGAUGUUCAGAAAGUUGCACUGGAAAAUACUUCAGCUUUGCUAAAUGAAUGUCUUACCCCAGAAGAGAAAAGACUUGUUGAGCUCUUUGACAUUUGCCAUAGUAAAAUGGAGGAAGUUGUUCCAAAGGGUGUCCCAGUGAGGCUAGUUGCAUUCAACUUGGGCUACCUUCCUGGCAGUGACAAAGCAAUAAUAACAAGGCCAGAAACAACAUUACAGGCUUUGGAAGCUGCCAAGAGAUUGCUAGCACCUGGGGGCCUCAUCAGCAUAGUAGUUUACAUAGGCCAUCCUGGGGGAAGGGAGGAAUUUGAGGCAAUAGAAGGUUUUGCUGCUGCAUUGCCAGCUGAGAGUUGGAUCUGCAGCAAGCUUCGAAUGCUCAACCGACCAGUGGCUCCAAUUCUUGUUCUUUUGUUCAAGAGAUGAAAUAUUAUUAUUUUUUUCUUUUUUCUUUUUUGUUUUGGUAGCAUGGUGUCCAAACCUAUGGCCCAAUUAAUCUUCACGGGUCCAUUUAAUCGUCUCGUCCUCAUGCACCAAGACUUCAUUCAAGCAGAUGUUGAGCAUUACCUCAAGAAAAAGAAACUCAUAGUUCCCAUAAUUCAAAACUAAGUCGACCGUGUUUGAAAGUUGCUAAGUCCUGUUUAAGAAAGGAGAUGAUCUUCAGCAAAACCAGUUGGUAUGUUACGUGUGUUUUUUUUUUUUUAAUAGAUAAAUCCCCCCCUCCCGCUGGGCGGCUCUUGCCACGAAGAGGCAUGGGAAGAGGGAAGGAGUGUUGAUCGGUUGAUGUGGUACAUUAGCAUGUUGUUUCUGUAGGUUAUUCAGAUGGUGACAACUCAUGGAUCGCUUGCUUGAACUAGAGAAUAUUGAUCCACGCUUAAUAACCCUUUAUAGAGUUCAAGCAAGCAAAUGGUCAUAUGAGGGGAUGUUGGAAUUUGUUUGUACCAUCUAGUUCUUUGGCGCAGGUAUGAGAUGCUUCUGUGAGAGUGCAUGAGCAUGAUUGUCGCGUCUCUUGUUUGGUAAUAUAUUAGUAAUAAUUGUGUUGCAAUGCGUCAUUAUAGAAGUGGAUUGCUCUAUUCACUUCUUAAUUUGAUUGACAUGUUUGUAGUUCUUAAUUAAGAGGUAACCUGGCGAACAAGGCCCUUUCCUCCUGUAAUGUACAUGCUUUUAGUGAUAAAGUGCAACUCGAAUCCUUUAUAACAUUUAGUUGCAAUAUUU